AUGUACGAUUUCAGUAAACAAGUCGAUGGGCGCCCGCUUAGGAUCGAGCGGUUAGAUUUCGUCCCCAGCCCAUUUACGGCUCAAUUCAGAAACAGCCACAAGCUCUCUCACAAAGAAGGCUCAGAGAAUUUGUACGCUAGGUUGAGCGAAUUAGCUUUGUCGCCUCCACAGGGACGCAACCUGCAAGGAAUCCAGACUCUAUAUCUUGGUGAAUCAUGGCUUUUGACCUAUGUGGUCCAAAAGGUUAUCAAUGCCGAGACAGAAUCCGACUCCAGCUCGCCAGCAACUCUUCAGGUUCCUCUGCCGCCCUCGGUCGGCGACAAGCCUGAGAACCUUGGUUACGAAACCAGACUUGAUCCCGAGGAAAUUGAAAUCCUCAACAUCAGAGGCGCUUUCAUCCUACCGGAGAAAGAAGUGUCUGAUAGACUCAUCCAAACUUUCUUUGAGUGUGUCUAUCCUGCGUUUCCGAUCUUUGACAGGGAAGAGUUUGCACAGCUUUACGAGUCAGGCCAACAAUCUCUACUUAUAUUGAAUUCCAUAUACGCCAUGGCGAGCACUCUUUGUGAAGACGAUGUCAUCGCUAAAGCUGGGUUUGAAAGUCGCAACGUUGCACGCAAGGUAUUCCUCAAGCGUGCCAAAGCUCUUUACGAUGCAGAUCAUGAGACGAAUAAGAUUUGUUUAGUUCAAGCGGUCUUCUUACUCAGCUUUCUGUGGAACGGCUCAACGGACGAGAAGGAUAUGGCCUACUGGCUAUCAAUUGCGAUUGGAAAUGCUCAAGGAAAGGGCAUGCAUAGAUCAACAACCAAUUCCACUCUAAGGCCUAGAGACCGUCGGCUCUGGAAAAGGAUUUGGUGGUCGCUAUAUGUCCGGGAUCGUCAUUGCUCUGUAAACAUUGGCCGACCGAUGCGUAUCCGUGACGACGAUUACGACGUCGAGCCUUUGGAAGAGUUGGACUUCGAAGAUGAUUUCUCGCAAAGCGCCUCUGUGUCAACAAUCUAUGGGCGAACUAGGAGGAUCCACGCCCUUUACGUGAUUUACAUGAGCAAGCUCUCAAUGAUUUUUGGCGACAUCAAUUUGACAAAGUUCCCCACCUGCAAAGCGAGGCCAACAUUGAGCUGUGAGGAAUUAAGCAGUCAAUUAAUGAAAUGGCGGCAGCAACUGCCACCAGAGCUCCAAAAUUGGGAGGAUGAAGAAGGCAGUUUCUGGGCUAGGAUGCUGGAAUUGACCUACAACCAGCACCUAAUCGUCCUUCACCGACCCGAAAAUAGCAAAAUGCUUGAUGACAAAAAGUUGGCCCAAUCAACGGCAUUCAUGGCCGCCAAAAAUAUCACCAGCCUUUGCGAUGAUUUUCUAGCUCUAGGACUUCUUCGAAAGUCCCAGCUGCAAAUAUGCCCUAGUCUCUUCUCCGCACUCUCGAUGUAUGUGCUCAUGGUGCAACACUCUGACCAGAUUCAACGGAAACUUGCCGAACACAAAUCUCGUCUCCUACUGCUUGCUUGUGGCGAGAUCGCAAAGACCUGGCCUGCUUGCGGCUGGAUCUUGCGGCUUUUCGAGACGAUAUUCAAGAAUCUGGAAGAGAAAUACAGCGGGCAGGGUACUGGGGACCAGCCUGUGCAGGGGGCAUCGCGUCAGUGGCCGUCAUCUGCGCAUACGGACGUCGCAGGUAACCCACCAGAGACGCCUUUUGAGGAGCUCCAGCGUAGUGGGGUUUCUUCCGAAUCGUACCAGGAUCCUGUCUCGUUAGGAACAGCAUCUGGCAGAGACGGGUCUACCGCUAACAUCAUGCCGGAGCUACCUGCGCAAUUUCUGAAUAUCCCGGACCUCUUCGACACAGACCUGCUCAGUGGUUUGUCUCAAGACUUUGGGCUUGGACAGAAUUUCUAUCCUGAUCUGAUAGAAAGCUAG
This is a messenger RNA of Rhinocladiella mackenziei CBS 650.93, 1905 nucleotides long. RefSeq lists its product as uncharacterized. Gene Ontology annotation, molecular function: DNA binding; zinc ion binding. The transcript has 6 exons. Gene Ontology annotation, biological process: DNA-templated transcription. Bases 1 to 1905 code for a protein of 634 amino acids. Lineage: Eukaryota; Fungi; Ascomycota; Eurotiomycetes; Chaetothyriales; Herpotrichiellaceae. The record is from RefSeq and is a predicted model, not a curated record.